AAAGCUGAGGCUCAGAGAGACUUGGUAACUUGCUGAAGAUCACACAGCUAAUAAACAGGAGACCCAGGGCUGGAACUUGGUCUGUCUGAUCCUGGAGUCUGUGUUCCUACUGCUGCAGACACCUCUGCUCAGCCCACCAGGAUGGAAACCAAUUACCUGAAGAGGUGCUUUGGAAAUCACCUGGCCCAGGCUCUGGCAGAAGUGGCGAUGGUUCAGCCCAGUGACCCCAUAGAGUACCUGGCUCACCGGCUUUAUCAUUACAGGAAAACGGCGAAAGCAAAAGAACAGGAUAGACAAGAGAAGACCCAGCUGCAGAGAGAAUAUGAAAAUAGCCUCAAAGAAACCAGAAUGGCAGAAAUGCUGAAGCAAGAAGAACGUGCGAUUCAAGAGCGGUAUGAAGAGUGUCACCACCAGCUAGGGAGGAGAAACUCGGCGGUGGGCACACAACCACAUCCCGUGCCACUGAAAUCUGUAGCAAGUUCCUUGGAGAAGACUAACUUCAUGCAGGAGAACCCAGAACCCCUUGAGAAGGAAGCCUUGAGGCAGGAAUCCCUGCCAGGAACUUCCAAUAUGAUUCCAAGAAUGCCUCAACAGAGUCCUUCUUCAGAGCCAUCUGUCUCCAGCCAGGUUGACUUGAACACUGGAACUCCACAAGAAAUAAAUUACCAGGCUGUUCAGCAUGAAAUUGCUCUUGAAAUUCAUCCUGGCUCCGAAUCUCCUCCCUAGGUUGUAGAAGGUGGAUGAUUCUAAUGAUGCUUCUCUCAAAGCUACAAGCUGAGAAAGUGGCCAACUCAAAGAAUUCUUACUUGAAGAUGAUUAGCUAUGUGGAUUAAACCAAGAUAUGAGAGGCUGUGGAAGGAGGUGUCUACAGGGACUCUCCAACCCAAGUCUCAUCCUGAUAACCAUGAAAACCCCUUAAUUGUGUGAAGAUUUGAACUACAUAUAGGGUAAAAUAAACUCAUAAUAAAGAUUUAAAAUAAAUAACUAAA
Messenger RNA from Capra hircus (goat), 989 nucleotides. It is a transcript of the gene DYDC2, whose product is annotated as DPY30 domain containing 2. Gene Ontology annotation, cellular component: Set1C/COMPASS complex. The record is from RefSeq and is a predicted model, not a curated record. NCBI's taxonomy places the organism in Eukaryota, Metazoa, Chordata, Mammalia, Artiodactyla, Bovidae. The transcript is spliced from 4 exons. Bases 142 to 726 code for a protein of 194 amino acids.